Molecule: messenger RNA, 805 nt
Organism: Galeopterus variegatus (Sunda flying lemur)
Lineage: Eukaryota; Metazoa; Chordata; Mammalia; Dermoptera; Cynocephalidae
Gene: BTBD9
Product: BTB (POZ) domain containing 9
Exons: 2
Coding region: 1-378 (125 amino acids)
Biological process (GO): circadian behavior; modulation of chemical synaptic transmission; adult locomotory behavior
Source: RefSeq, a predicted model, not a curated record
AUGGGGUCUCUCCCUUCUCAGUGGACACAAUUCUGUGGGCCCACACCACCAGCAGGGUUAACUGCACUGUCUAACCAGGCAAAUGGUUGUGUUUCCUCUCGCAGGUCCUGGCAAUCAGUAACUUUUGAAAGACAGCCUGCCUCCUUCAUCCGAAUCGUAGGAACACACAACACAGCAAAUGAGGUGUUCCACUGUGUCCACUUUGAGUGUCCGGAGCAGCAGAGCAGCCCAAAGGAGGAGAGCAGCGAGGAGUCGGGGCCAGGGGCCACCAGCCCGGCCAGCCAGCUCAGCCCACAUGCCCUGCGGGCUCUCAGCGGCCGCUCACUGCCCUCCAGCCCCGCCUCCAACUCACGCUCACCCAGCCGGCAGCACCAGUAAAGAGGGCAGCAGACGUGGUGUGACUCAGUGGGCCCCAACGACAGCAGGCAUGAUGAUGUCCUCCCUGAACAGGAUCUUUGUUGACUGUCCCCCCACUGCCCCCAAUUUCCAGGGAGGAGCAGACCUGGCUGCAAAAGCGGACACAGAACAGGUUUCUCCCAAGGACAGAAAGGGGCUGCUUUGUUCUCCUCCAUUUGUUCAAAUCAGACUGGUCACCAGGGGGAGAAAAUGGGUCUUCAAUCUUCAUCAAGUCCACCAUUAACACCCUACCUCUCUAAUUUAGUCCAACGAAGGGAACCAGGGAACAGAAGGAAGUAAUAGUCAGGCCCAUGUCGGAAUACAAAAAUGGCAUGUGAACACUGGGACGGAAGAGAACAUAUUGGGCCUUUAUUACCUGGAGGCUCCCGUUAGGAAAUGGGUUUCCAUA